AUGGAGGAAUUGAAUUCCCUUUCAUUUGAAAGGUUGCAGUUUGUAUCAGACUACUAUAAGCUUGUUAUUCAACUGGAAAACUAUCUGAGUUCGGCGAGAAGUGAUAUUUCGAAAGCAAGAACCCUUCAAGGAGUUGCUCUUUCGUCUAUCUUCAGUAUUGACGUUCAAUCUCCAGAAGCAAUUACUAGAGCCGCGUUCAAUGAUGGGAAAUUCACGCUCGUAGACGGUGUGGAGGCGAGUAGUGGAGACGAAAGUGAAUCUAAGGUCCGCAAACGUAAAGAAGAUGAGGCUCCGAAAAAGGAACAAGAGGAUGAUAAGCCAAAAGUGAAGCAUAUUCCUAACUUCCGACCGUUCGGUGUUUUCGAGCCGCUAUGUGCCAAGGAAGCCCGAAAGACGAUGCACUCCGCUCUCGAGAUUGUUUGUGAGCUUGCCACAUUACAAUGUGAAAUCAAACGAAUUGACUCAAGAAUGUUAUCAAUCAAGGAAUCCCUUAAGUUGGAUGGCGAACUUAGUGAAAAAUUGGAGCAUAUACUCAAAGUCUGA
Ostertagia ostertagi is the source of this 543-nucleotide messenger RNA. The record is from the annotation of a GenBank genome assembly. Lineage: Eukaryota; Metazoa; Nematoda; Chromadorea; Rhabditida; Trichostrongylidae.